This is a messenger RNA of Fusarium falciforme, 486 nucleotides long. RefSeq lists its product as hypothetical. The transcript is spliced from 4 exons. Lineage: Eukaryota; Fungi; Ascomycota; Sordariomycetes; Hypocreales; Nectriaceae. The record is from RefSeq and is a predicted model, not a curated record. Bases 1 to 486 code for a protein of 161 amino acids.
AUGCUGGAGGCUGAGCACUACAGCCCAAGAGUGCUCGUUGGCUACGCAUUUAUCAACUUUGAAGGUGCCCUUCGCGGGUCCCUCCACCGAGAGAUGCUUGCAAGAUUUUGGGCCUUUUGCCCAGAGAAGGCCCUCUGGUCGACAUGCGGCCGCCUUGGCUGGUCCAAGGCUGGUCUUUGGCCUCUGCAGGCUUGCAAGAUUUUGGGCCUUUUACCCAGAGAAGGCCCUCUGGUCGACUGGGGCGGGCCUUUGCCUGGCCCCAUGGCCUCUCGUGCCUCUCGGGAUCAGUACCUCAUCGAUCGCCGCGCAGAUGGGUACACAUAUCGGGAGAUCAAGGAAGCUGGCGGAUACGCCGAGGCAGAGCCUACCCUUCGGGGCAGAUGGCGAACACUCACAAAGAAGCCAGAGCAGCGGCUUCGAAAGCCCAAGUGGGAGCAACACGAUGUAAGUCAUGUCCACCUUGAACUACCUCUUGACUUGUGCUAA